This is a messenger RNA of Orussus abietinus, 510 nucleotides long. Its product is annotated as cyclin-dependent kinase inhibitor 1C-like. NCBI's taxonomy places the organism in Eukaryota, Metazoa, Arthropoda, Insecta, Hymenoptera, Orussidae. Bases 1 to 510 code for a protein of 169 amino acids. The record is from RefSeq and is a predicted model, not a curated record. The transcript is spliced from 3 exons.
AUGGACGCCAAGUGGAUAGCUCUCUUGGCCCUCGUGGCCCUGGUGGUGGCCCUGGCCGUGGCCGAGGAGGCCGGUGCGAAGGAGACGACGAAGGACAAGCGCGGACUCUACGGCCUCGGAUACGGAGCGAGCGCUUACUCUUCUUACCCAUCGUACACCAUCGGCGAAGGCAUCUCCACAGUUGUCACGAAGGAGGUGGCGGUCCCCGUGCCGCACCCGGUCGCCGUUCCGGUCGAGAGGCGCGUUCCGGUCCCCGUCAAGGUGCCGUACGCGGUGCCGGUGGACCGGCCCUACCCGGUGCCCGUGCCCAAGCCCUACCCCGUCGAGGUGACGAGGCACGUCCCCGUCCCGGUGGACCGGCCGUACCCCGUGCCCGCGCCCUACGCCGUCAAGGUCCGGGUUCCGACACCCUACGCCGUCAAGGUGCCCCAGCCGUAUCCGGUGGCCGUGCCGCAGAAUCUGCUGUACAGCAAGUACCGGGGCGCCACCGGCUACUCGACGUGGUCGUAG